Molecule: messenger RNA, 4051 nt
Organism: Alligator sinensis (Chinese alligator)
Lineage: Eukaryota; Metazoa; Chordata; Crocodylia; Alligatoridae
Gene: PXK
Product: PX domain containing serine/threonine kinase like
Exons: 17
Coding region: 34-1632 (532 amino acids)
Biological process (GO): endosome to lysosome transport; early endosome to late endosome transport; protein targeting to lysosome
Cellular component (GO): late endosome; early endosome; extrinsic component of endosome membrane
Molecular function (GO): protein kinase activity; phosphatidylinositol binding; actin binding
Source: RefSeq, a predicted model, not a curated record
GAAUACAUUAUUCGUGUGCAGAGAGGGAUUUCCAUGGAAAACAGUUGGCAGAUUGUGAGAAGAUACAGUGAUUUUGACUUGCUUAAUAAUAGUUUGCAGAUAUCAGCUCUAAGUCUACCUCUGCCUCCCAAAAAGUUGAUUGGAAAUAUGGAGCGUGAAUUCAUAGCUGAAAGACAGAAAGGACUCCAGAGCUAUCUUGAUGUAAUCACUACCAAUCACAUACUGUCUAACUGUGAACUGGUAAAGAAAUUCCUGGACCCAAACAACUAUUCUGUAAACUAUACUGAAAUUGCCUUACAGCAUGUUUCAAUGUUCUUCCGGUCAGAGCCAAAGUGGGAGGUGGUAGAACCACUGAAAGAUAUAGGCUGGAGAAUACGUAAGAAAUAUUUCUUAAUGAAGAUUAAGAAUCAACCAAAGGAGCGACUAAUGUUAAGCUGGGCUGACCUAGGCCCUGAUAAAUUCUUGUCUGACAAAGAGUUGCAAUGUGCUGUGAAACUUCUUUCUGCUUGCUCUCACCCUUACAUUUACAAGGUCACUUUUGCUACAGCCAAUGAAUCCUCUGCGCUGGUAAUCAGACCAUUCAAUGAGAAAGGAACGCUAAAAGACCUUAUUUAUAAGGCAAAACCAAAAGAGCCAUUCCUGAAAAAGUACUGUAAUCCCAAAAAAAUCCAAGGUCUUGAACUUCAGCAAAUAAAAACAUUUGGGAGACAAAUACUAGAGGUAUUAAAAUUCUUGCAUGAAAAAGGAUUUCCGUAUGGCCAUCUUCACUCUGCCAAUGUGAUGUUGGAUGGUGAUGCAUGCAAAUUACUAGAUCUAGAGAAUGCCUUGCUAGGACUUCCAUCAUUUUAUCGAUCAUAUUUUUCACAGUUUCGGAAAAUUAAUACGCUAGAAAGCAUUGAUGUUCAUUGCUUUGGUCACUUACUGUAUGAAAUGACUUAUGGGAGGCCUCCAGAUUCGAUUCCGGUGGACAGCUUCCCUCCUGCCCCAUCGCUGUCUGUUGUGUCUGUGUUGGAAUCCAUACUGUCAUGUGACGCCAUGAAGAAUGGCAUGCCAACAGUCUCCCGGCUCUUACAGAUGCCAUUAUUCAGUGACGUUCUGCUAACAAAUUCUGAAAAGCCACAGUUCAAGAUUCCCACUAAGUUAAGAGAGGCAUUGAAAAUUGCCAAGGAAUGCAUAGAAAAGAGACUAACUGAAGAACAGAAAUUGAUUCACCAGCACCGAAGACUGACACGGGCUCAGUCUCACCAUGGUUCUGAAGAAGAAAAAAAGAGGCGGAAGAUCUUGGCACGAAAGAAGUCAAAACGCUCAACCUUUGAAAGCGGGGAAGAACAUUCAGCAAAAUACAGCAACUCAAAUAAUUCAGCAGGCUCUGGGGCGAGCUCCCCGUUAACAUCUCCGUCAUCUCCCACUCCACCCUCGACGGCAGGAGCAUCGUCAAUACCCCCUCCACCUCCACUGCCACCACCAGCAGCUCCCCCUCCUCCUCCUAAUACAGAUGUGCCAAUGCAGCCUGACCCUCGGCCUGCUGUCAGUACAAGCCGAGGAGCCUUACUUAGCUCCAUUCAAAGGUUUCAGAAAGGAACUUUGAAGAAAACAGAGACGUGUGACCACAGUGCUCCCAGGAUCAGUUGAAGUUACUGGUUACGCCAAGAUUGGAUUCCCUCCCAUGUUCUUCAUGGACAGAUGCCCUUCUCACUUGAUGAUUGAGCCACCAGCGAGGGGUGGUAUUCUGCAGCUGUCUCUUCAGACCCAUUUCAGCUUGUUCUAGGAAUUUCUCUCCUUUAACUAGCAGCACCACCGUUUGACUUGCAUUGCCAUGCCCUGGUGACAAGUAUCCACUUUCUCUAUUCCAGGUAAAGGAAUUCUGGUCUUUAGCCAAAUGCAUGUUUCUAGAGGUGCAGCAGGUUGGGUUUUUUUUCUACCAACAAAUUAAAGACUGAAAUUAGGAACAGCUCUGACAAUGGUGAAUCAGUAAUUUUUAUUUUCUCUGAUUCUUCUCUUCCCCUUGUUUCAAAUGCUCAAAUCUAAUUUUGGUUUGCGCUGAGUUACUUUCCAGCAUUGUCUUAUAGUUGGCACAUUAAAUGUUUGCUGCACCAAAUCGGCAACUUUGGUUUAGAUCAUUUAAAAAAAGCACUUAAUCCAAAGUGUAGCAUGCAGGUGAGGGAGAGGGAACUGCGGCCUUGAUUCUGUCUCCACGUGUUUGCUGUUGGAGAGUAGCCUGAAUGCUGGUCAGGAUUACACGUGCUUGAACUAACCACCCCAAACCUGCUCUUCCUAGCUAUCUAUUGCACUUGCAGGGGAAAUGGUGUGUUAAUUCAAGAAAUAAUUGAAGAGGGAGUUAAUUUGGCACUGGAAUGUUAUUCAACACACCCAAGUUUUUCAUCCACAUGAAACUAAUUUUGGUUUUGGGGAAAAUCACAAAACACAAUUUUUACAAGUUAAUAUCUUUAUUUGAAAGAUCCUUUAUUCUAAGAUUUGCUUAAAACCUUAAACAAAUUGCACUUUAAAGGAUUAUGAUAAUCCAUUUUUAAAUUCAAGUACAUCAGUGUUUGUUACUAUGCAGAGAAUGUCUGUGUAUAAAGUUUCAUGUAACUUGUGAUAUAUAUUCAGUCAUAUUUUUAUUAAAAUAAAUGUCAAUGGAAUUUCUCCAAUCAGAAUGGUGGUAGAUGCUUUCAGAUCUGUUGCAAACCGGACUUUGCAAAGAAAUACCAAUGCAAGCUUCUGCUUGCAUACAAAUUAAGACAUGUUGGCAUUACUAAGUGGAGUGAGACAAGGAGCUGCCCUUGUGCAUGAGGGUAGAAAUUGAGGUCUUGAAUAGCAGAGUAACAGUUCACUAAGGCGAUACCACAGAAGCAAGCCUGGACACGCCAGAUAUCUGCAGGUGCAUCUCUAAGAUGCUCCCUGUACCCAAGCUCGUUCAGUCAUGAAAAGGCCAAGGUGCAGGCUCCCUUUAGCCUUGGCUGUGUUCAUCUGCAGAGGGAUUUAAGAACGCUGGUGUGCUAUACUAGCAAAAUUGUUUCUACUGUAAAAGCUGUAGCAGCUGAGCUGAGCUGAGCUGAGCCCUUGUAUUGGCAUGGGAAAGCUGCCACAAGCUAUCCUAGCACAACACUCUAGCUGAUCAGCAGUAAGAUGCUGGCAUAUGCGUGUCAGGGAUUUUGCUCAGGUUUAGCUAAUCCCCAUUGUCCACAAACCCCCUGUAUUUUAAAGUACUGUGGCGGUUGUCUAAUUGUGGCAUAGUAACACGUAUCUACUAUGUAAGCUUUACAGGGCUCCUACCUGGGUUUUAUUCUUUUAACUACACUGUAGAAAGCCUUUAGAACUAAGCCAAACAGUUAACAGGGUGGAGGAAAAUCUUCCUCGGGCUACUGUUUUACCAUACCAGGUACUUCAGCUGAUCUGAAACUGAACUGAGUGAAGGGGGUCAGGGGACUAGAAGCCAAGAACAGCUUGAUUAGGCAAUGCUGGAGAGACUGUAGGUAGAAGGAUUGAAAUAAUUGAUUUACUAGGUAGAAGCUUUUUUGGGGGCUCCUUGCUGAAAUUACUUGUCAACCUCAACUGGAGUCUUCGCAGCUCUGGAGCCCCAAAGCAUGAACAGAAAGUCCAGAAGUGCAAGUCCAGCACGCAUACUUUCUGUGGUAAUGGCUCCAUCACCACACCUAUUUCUAGAAAUAUGCACCCUAGUCUUACAGCUCUAAUUAAGUAGCAGGUGCAAAAGAGGCCCGUGCAAGUGCAGACUGACAUCUGGGUUGUGAUAAAAGGCAGCUGUAGAGCCAGUCUAAACCUGCAGCGUCCACCUCCACUGCCCUGUAGCAGUCCUUAGGCUGUUCUUUCAUUUUCAAACCACUCAUUUGACCUGUUUUAAGUAGUAGACAGACAGCACGGCUGGGUAGUCAUUUAUUUCUCAUACUAAAUUAAGACCAUUUAGAAUGAGACUUUUUCUCUGACGGCAAUAGAAGAACAGUCUGUUCACUGGUACCAUCAGCUCUCAGAGAGGGUACAGAUUCAAACUUACAGCAUGAGACUGGCACAAACAUAGCUAUAUACUUCCCCA